AUAUGACUUUUCCUAACUAAUCCCCUCUAUACUCUUUAAAUCUUCAUUUUAUAUCUAAACAAUUUUAAUCAUAAUUCCAUUAGGAGUCACAGGAAAAACAAAACAAGGCUUCAACUUUCGGAUUUUCCCAAUUUGGGUUUUUGUCAAAAUUAUCUCCUUUAUGAUCCUACAUACAAAACACUAAUAUAAAACAAAAUCAUAAGUUAAAAAUUAACUUCUGGGUUUUCUUACUUACCCCAAAAUUCUCCUUUUUCUUGAUCUGGGUUCUUUAAAUUUCAUCUCAGAUCCUCAAAAAAAGGAAAUUAUGGCAAGUAAGAUGAAGAAAAAGGCAGAGUCUUUUGUGAUUCGUUGUUUGUUGUUUAUGUUGAUGAUGAUUAAUUCAUGUGUUGGAAGGUUUGUGGUGGAGAAAAACAGCUUAAAAGUGACAACCCCAAGUAGUUUGAGAGGUGUUUAUGAAUGUGCAAUUGGUAAUUUUGGGGUUCCACAAUAUGGAGGUGCAAUGGCAGGUAUUGUUGCAUUUCCCAAAUCCAAUCAAAAGGGUUGUAAGCCUUUUUCUGGUGAUGAAAUUUCCUUCAAACCAAAGCCUGGUGGAUUGCCUGUAAUUCUACUCAUUGAACGUGGAGAAUGUUAUUUUACCCUAAAGGCCUGGCAUGCACAAAAAGCUGGUGCUGCAGCUGUCCUUGUUGCGGAUGAUAGGAUGGAGCUUUUGAUUACAAUGGACACCCCUGAAGAAGGCGGUGCUGAGGAUGAAUAUGUCCGGAACAUCACCAUUCCAUCUGCACUUAUUAGCAAGACUUUUGGUGAUAAGCUGAAGAAAUCCAUAUUGAAAGGUGAGGUUGUUAAGAUCUCCCUUGACUGGAGGGAAACAGUCCCACAUCCUGAUGAUCGAGUUGAAUAUGAGUUUUGGACUAAUAGCAAUGAUGAAUGCGGGCCAAAGUGUGAUGCUCAGAUUGAUUUUGUGAAGAAUUUCAAAGGAGCGGCUCAAAUACUUGAGAAAGCCGGCUAUACUCAGUUUACACCUCGAUAUAUUACAUGGUAUUGCCCCGAAGCUUUUGUAAUGAGCAAGCAAUGCACUUCACAGUGCAUCAACCAUGGGCGGUAUUGUGCUCCAGACCCUGAGCAAGAUUUCAGUGUAGGUUAUGAUGGUAAGGAUGUCGUUCUUCAGAACCUGCGCCAAGCUUGCUUGUUUAAGGUGGCUAAGGAAAAUGGGAAACCGUGGAUUUGGUGGGACUAUGUUUCUGAUUUUGCUAUCCGUUGCCCAAUGAAGGAAAAGAAGUACACAAAAGAGUGUGCAGAUCAAGUCAUCAAAUCUCUUGGUGUUGAUCUCAAAAAAGUAGAUGAAUGUAUGGGUGACCCUCAGGCUGAUGAGGAAAAUCCUGUCCUUAAAGAAGAACAGGAGGCACAGAUCGGUCAUGGUGCUCGAGGAGAUGUGACUAUAUUGCCAACUCUUGUAGUUAACAACAGACAGUAUAGAGGUAGAUUGUCAAAGAAUGCUGUUCUCAAGGCCAUCUGUUCAGGUUUUGAAGAGACAACUGAACCUGCACUUUGUCUAACCCCAGAUGUGGAAACAAAUGAAUGUCUGGAGAACAAUGGUGGAUGCUGGGAGGACAAAGCUUCCAAUACUUCGGCAUGCAGGGAUACUUUUCGAGGUAGAGUCUGUGAAUGUCCUACGGUGCAAGGAGUCAAGUUUAUUGGUGAUGGUUACACUCACUGCAAAGCAUCCGGUUUGCUUCGCUGUCAAAUCAACAAUGGAGGAUGUUGGAAGGAUACUCGUGGUGGCAAGUCAUUCUCUGCCUGUGUGGAUGAGCAUAACAGUGGAUGUACAUGUCCAGUUGGGUUCAAAGGUGAUGGAAUUCAUUGUGAAGAUGUUGACGAGUGCAAGGAAAAACUAGCCUGCCAAUGUCCAGAAUGUCACUGUAAAAAUACUUGGGGAAGCUAUGAUUGCAGCUGCAGCAACAGUAUGCUGUACAUGCAAGAACAUGAUACAUGCAUAAGUAACGGUGGUGGAGGGCUUGGUUGGGGCAUUGCUUGGAUGAUUAUUCUAGCAUUAGGAGUAUUUGGAACGGUGGGAUAUGCAUUUUACAAGUACAGGAUCCGGAGGUACAUGGACUCUGAAAUACGUGCAAUCAUGGCUCAAUACAUGCCUCUCGACAAUCAAUUCGAGAUUACCACUCAUGUUCUUGGGGACGAGAAUUGAAAAUUUGAGUCUAACAUUGAAGUGUGGCGCUAAUAGAAGAACGAACAAAACAACAUAGAAAGAACAAAAAGCUAGAGCAUCAUUGCCCUCGGUGCGUGUUUACUCGUGUUGAGUAGGAAAAGUAUAUGGUUUUCCACUAGCCCUGUUAUCUGUCGAUACAAAUACUCGGUUUUUCAAUUUAUAGGUCUUUAAAUCUGAGGAUUAUAGAUUAGUUAUAUGAUAAAGCUACCGGCUAUAAAUAAUUUUGGCUGUACAUAAUAAGCAUGAAUAAGACAUGGAUGGAGUUUUGCUUUCCAUUCAUUAUAAUAUGCUCUCUAUAUCUUCUGGAGUACAUGUUUACUUGAAUCAUUUA
Messenger RNA from Amaranthus tricolor (Joseph's coat), 2549 nucleotides. RefSeq names its product vacuolar-sorting receptor 1-like. The record is from RefSeq and is a predicted model, not a curated record. Gene Ontology annotation, molecular function: calcium ion binding. Lineage: Eukaryota; Viridiplantae; Streptophyta; Magnoliopsida; Caryophyllales; Amaranthaceae. The transcript has 11 exons. Bases 305 to 2197 code for a protein of 630 amino acids.